Molecule: messenger RNA, 6031 nt
Organism: Malurus melanocephalus (red-backed fairy wren)
Lineage: Eukaryota; Metazoa; Chordata; Aves; Passeriformes; Maluridae
Gene: TUT4
Product: terminal uridylyl transferase 4
Exons: 29
Coding region: 223-5025 (1600 amino acids)
Molecular function (GO): zinc ion binding; RNA uridylyltransferase activity; nucleic acid binding
Source: RefSeq, a predicted model, not a curated record
CGCUGACAUGGCGGCCGGGCCGGACUGAGCCGCUGCCGUCGGGGCCUGCAGCAGCCGCAGCCGGGCAUGGCGGGGGCGCCGCGCCGGCUCCGCUAGCGCCGCACACAGUAGACAAUCAGCUACGAUCCUUGCCUGCACAGAGGAUUUAAAAUCAACUGCAAAUUGCUGAAGAAUUGCACUUCAAGUGGUCUCAAGAGACAGGAGAAGCAGGUCUUCACUAUAAUGGAAGAGGCCAAGAGCUCAAAGAAUGGAAAUCAUGACCCAAGGAAGUCUGUCCGUCUUGUCUGUGAGGAAGGCAAAACAGUCAAAGUUCCAAUUAAUCAAAAUUAUAAACAUAAUAGAAAUGACAAAUCUGUGAAGGAUGUUGGGAGAAGUUCUCCAAGUGGGAACAGCAGCAAAAAAAGUAAACAACAUGAUGUUUGUUCCGAAAAACAAGGAGAAAAUAAAUCAUGCAAAGUAAAUAGUUGUAUUCCUGGAACUAAAGAUACGGGAUCAAAUGUUCAGGAUCGAAGUCAUGGAAAAGCAAAAAAAUUUUCUAAUGUAUCAUCAGCAGUGGAAAACCUGAAACAGACAAAAGCCCAAGCAGUGGGAGAAAACUCUGCAGGCUCCCAUGUUUCUGGGAAUGGGGUUAGUAUGGAAAGCUUAACAGCUACACAGAAAGGGAAACUGGUGCUGGAAAAUCCAGUGGGAGUUCAUACUUUGAAGACUAGUGUUGAUCAGGCUGGUGAUCCUGGUAAGACUGCUGCAGAUCAAAGGAAAAUGGAACAUAAGCCUGAUGACUUCAGUAAAAUAAAGAAUUCUGAAUCAACAAAAGAACAUACAUUGGAAGCGGAUUAUUUAGAAAACACUGGUGUUCUUGAUGAAUCUAAUCUGACAGUUGAACAGCAACUAGGAUUGAAACAAGCUGAAGAACGUCUGGAAAGAGAUUAUAUCUCCCGACUUGAAAAACGCUCCCCAGAAUACACCAACUGUCAGUAUCUAUGCAAGCUCUGCUUAGUCCACAUUGAAAAUAUCCAGGGAGCUCACAAACAUAUUAAAGAAAAACGUCAUAAGAAAAAUAUAAUGGAAAAGCAAGAAGAAAAUGAGCUGCGGGCCCUACCACCCCCCUCAACUGCACAGUUGGCYGCUCUGAGUUUCACACUCAUCGAGGCAGCAAAUGAACAAGGCAUCUCAGAUGAGGACUUCAGAAUUCGUCAAGAAAUUGUAAAUGAGAUGGAGAAAAUUAUUCAACAGCCCUUACCAGACUGUUCCCUGAGGAUGUAUGGCUCCUGUUUAACUAGAUUUGCUUUUAAGACCAGCGAUGUUAACAUUGAUAUCAAAUUCCCCCCUAAGAUGAGUCAACCAGAUGUUCUGAUCCAGGUGCUUGAAAUCUUGAAGAACAGUGCUGUCUACUCAGAUGUGGAGUCGGAUUUCCAUGCCAAAGUUCCUGUUGUCUUUUGCAAAGAUGUUAAAAGUGGUUUGACAUGUAAAGUGAGUGCUCGGAAUGACGUGGCUUGCCUUACAACUGACCUGCUGGCUGCACUUGGCAAACUGGAGCCUGUCCUUAUYCCCUUGGUUUUGGCUUUCCGCUACUGGGCUAGACUCUGUCACAUUGACUGUCAGGCUGAAGGUGGGAUUCCCUCAUAUUCCUUUGCCUUAAUGGUGAUAUUUUUUCUUCAACAAAGAAAACCACGUAUUUUACCAUCCUAUUUGGGCAAUUGGAUUGAAGGCUUUGAUUCGAAGAGACCAGAUGACCACCAGCUGAAAGGUGUGGAAGAUGAAGAGUUUGUACGGUGGGAGUACAAACCACCCACAAAUGGUGCAGCAAAAAACUCGGUUGGAGCUGAAARUAAAGCUAAAGUUGAACAACAGAAAGGUGGUGGCAAGAAGGCAACAAGCUCAGARGUGGACAACCAAAGCAGUGCAAAAGAGAAACACGGGAUUUCUCUCUUAGCAUUCAAAACCCCUCACCAAGUUUCACUGGGGCAACUGUGGUUGGAACUUUUGAAGUUUUACACACUGGAAUUUGCUUUGGAGGAGUAUGUCAUCAGCAUACGGGUACAAGAACUCUUAACCAGAGAGAAUAAAAACUGGCCUAAGAGACGAAUAGCCAUUGAAGAUCCUUUUGCACUAAAGAGGAAUGUUGCACGAAGUCUAAAUAGCCAGAUGGUAUUUGAGUACAUCCUGGAGCGAUUUAGGACAGCAUAUAAAUAUUUUGCAUGUCCACAAAGUAAAGAUGGGAUUAAAUCCAAGCCAGAUACCAAGAAAAAAGAAAAAGGGAAAAUUAAUAAUAAGAAAUCCACAAGAUCUGAAGAGCCUGUAGCAAACUGUUGCCUUCCGCAAGGGGAAAAUGUUGAUAACCAAGAUACAGGAAGUGGAUGUAACGUACCAGAGAAUGAAGUUGAAUGUAAUCAAGUGGUAGAAGCUGUAGCCAAAAGAUGUACGUCCCAGGACAUGGACUCUUUGCUCCUUUCAACAUUGGACUCUAGCUAUGAUGAAGACAAAGAAGAAGCUUUAUCCCUUAUUUCUAAUGAAUGCUGUGAAUUAAAGGAAAAAUCACCUAACGAGAUGGAUGAUUUAGAAAUUUCAGUGUGUAUAACUGAGGGUGAGCACAGCCACCACUGUAACUGCAGUGCACAUCAGCCUGAUGACACAAAUUCCAGUACUGAGCUUUCUGAUGCUGAAAGUAGACAGAGUUUGGUAACGGAGUCAUCUCCGCAGCCGAAGUGCACUGGCACCCCAGCUACCUCACCCAGCUGCAAAGAAGUGCUGGAAACCCAUGAUCUCAAAGAGGAAGGCAAACUCUCAACAGAAGAAAUGCAUUAUGUGUUUGAUAAGUUUAUUUUUACUUCAGGAAAGCCACCAACUAUAGUAUGCAGCAUCUGCAAACGGGAUGGACAUUCCAAAAAUGAUUGCCCAGAGGAUUUCAAGAAAAUUGAUCUAAAACCACUACCACCAAUGACAGACAGAUUUCGGGAAAUACUUGAUAUAGUGUGUAAAAGAUGUUUUGAUGAAUUAUCCCCUCCUUUAUCUGAGCAACAAAACAGAGAACACAUACUGGCAAGUUUGGAGAGAUUUAUUCGAAAAGAGUAUAAUGACAAAGCCAGGCUUUGCUUAUUUGGCUCCUCAAAGAAUGGAUUUGGAUUUCGGGACAGUGAUCUAGAUAUCUGCAUGACCUUGGAAGGUCAUGAAAAUGCAGAGAAAUUAAACUGUAAAGAAAUAAUAGAAGGUUUGGCGAAAGUUCUUAAGAAGCAUCCAGGUUUGAGGAACAUCUUGCCUAUAACAACAGCCAAAGUGCCUAUAGUAAAGUUUGAACACAGACGGAGUGGCUUGGAAGGAGACAUCAGUUUGUACAAUACACUGGCACAGCAUAACACAAGGAUGUUGGCUACAUAUGCAGCUAUUGAUCCUAGAGUGCAGUAUCUGGGCUACACAAUGAAAGUUUUUGCAAAGCGCUGCGAUAUUGGUGAUGCAUCCCGUGGUAGUCUGUCUUCAUACGCCUAUAUUCUUAUGGUCUUGUACUUUCUGCAGCAGAGGAAUCCWCCAGUUAUUCCAGUUCUUCAAGAGAUAUUUGAUGGCAAACAGAUUCCACAAAGAAUGGUGGAUGGAUGGAAUGCGUUUUUCUUUGAUGACAUGGAAGAAUUGAAGAAGCGUCUGCCUUCUCUUGGAAAGAACACUGAAUCUCUUGGAGAGCUCUGGCUGGGGCUGCUGCGAUUCUACACCGAGGAAUUUGACUUCAAGGAAUACGUGAUCAGCAUCCGGCAGAAGAAGCUGUUAACUACAUUUGAGAAGCAGUGGACAUCCAAGUGUAUUGCCAUCGAAGAUCCAUUUGACUUGAAUCAUAAUCUGGGUGCUGGAGUCUCUAGGAAAAUGACCAAUUUCAUAAUGAAGGCAUUUAUCAACGGGAGAAAACUAUUUGGUACCCCAUUCUACCCAGCUCUUGGAAGAGAAGCUGAAUACUUUUUUGACUCAAAAGUGCUGACAGAUGGGGARUUGGCACCCAAUGACAGAUGUUGUCGUGUCUGUGGAAAAAUUGGUCACUACAUGAAAGAUUGUCCAAAGAGGAGGCGGUUGAAGAAAAAGGARAAUGAGAAAGAUGAUGAAAAAGAGGUGAAAGAAGAUGACAGAGAAACAAGAGAGAAAAGRUGUUUCAUCUGUGGGGAUGUGGGUCAUGUUAGGAGAGAUUGUCCUGAAUUCAAACAAACCCGUCAGAGAAAUAAUAGCGUGCCAGGCACGCAGCUGGUCCGGAGCAUGGUAAAUUCCCAGCUGGUGGCAGUGGGCCAGCAGCAGGUGGAGCGACCCCUGCGCACCCGGCAGUCAUCAGAAUGUUCUGAUUCACAUCAGUCAUCUUACUCUCCACAACCUCAACAAUUCCCACAGAAUUCCUCUCAGCCAGCCUCCAUUAACCAGACUCAGCCACAAUCAAUAUCCCAGUCUAAGCACGUUCCACAGCCACAGCAGGGUGCACAGCCACCCCAUCAGGUCCAGCUGCCUUUGUUUAACUUUCCCCAAUCUCCCCCAGGUCAGUAUUCCUUGCAUAACCUGGGACUACUUCAGAUGCACCAUCACCACCAAAUUCAGCUUCCCAACACUUCUUGGCCUAUUCAUGGGCCCGUUAUUCACUCUGCACCGGGUAACCCUCCUCAUUCUACAAAUGUUCCAUUUUCUAUGAGAUCUGGCAGCAGCAGCACCACAAAUAACCAGAGCAGUGUAAGCUUGAAUGAUCCCAGUAUCAUCUUUGCACAGCCUGCUGCCAGGCCCAUGGGAAUCCCCAGCACUUCUCAUGAGGGACACUGGCACAAUCCUGUGACUCCAAACUCACUGGUGAACAAUGGCACUGUGGGGAAUUCAGAUCAGGGUUUCCAAGGACAGUUUGGUAAAAUGAACCCUCCUUCUGUCCCUUGGGACCAUGGGACCCCUACCCAUUUUCCUCUCCUCCGAGGAGCGUGGCCUUACAAUAUGCCUCAGAACUACAUGCAGCAGGGAAAUGCCAGCUACCCACCGAACAAACCUUUCUACCCUCAAGGUACUAGAACCAGUAUGUGAAUCAACAGCUCAUGCAACAUGUCUCUUUACUGUCUCAAAGGCUUUAAAAGCCAAGGAAUCAUGUGUCACUUGCUAGGCUCCCUGGAACCAUAGCAAAUCCAAGAGUCAAAUCAGUGCUUUGGCUUCAUCUGUGGAUCAGUGAAAAUCUUUGUGGGAGGGAAGGGUUAGUUAAAAUAAAAUUCUGGAAUCUGAGCCAGUUUGCAGCCUGUUGCUCUUCAGCCUUUUUCCUUGCUGCUCCUGGCUCACUGUAGAGCUGCCUCUGCUUCAAUAGAGGUUAAGAUGAUUGACCCAUGAGAAUGUUCAGAAUAUGAAGAGAUUUUUGCCCUAAUUCACUUUAUUUGGCUUUUGUACCUUGCUUUGUGAAAUUACUUAAUAGAUAAAAACUUGCAAGACCAUAGAAUAAUWGAGKUUGGAAGGCGCCUCUGGAGGUUUAGUCCAGCCCAUCUGCAGUCAGAGCAGCACUGACUGCAAAGUUAGGUCAAGUUCAGUUUAUCAGGGAACUGGGAAGGACUGAUUUGCUUUCAGCUUUGAUGUUUAUGAAAGAUAAAGGUGUUCAGCAUCUGGCAGGAUGGGGAAAAGCUGUAGGAAAAAGACCUCCAGGACCAGAGAAAUGAUGCUCAAAUUUGACCUGGAGGAUGUGCAACUUCUGUUGCUGGGGUCACUUGGUAUGAAAUGAGAGAUAUAGGCACCAAGCCCUUUUUCAAAAUCUAAACUAUUGGCUCUAGCAGGGUUUUCAGGUGAAAASUGAAUUUACUUAAAAUCCUGAAAUUAUUUUUGUUACGUAACUGAAGUAAUACAACAAAAUGAUAUAUUGAUGAUUCUUAGGGAAUUUUGAAGAYAGGAUUAAAGUAAUUCUGCAUUGUACCAUUAAAUGGGUUAGUGGUACAGAUAGAUAGCAUUUGUGUCAGUCUAGUAAAUGGCUUUAUUUAUAAGUUAGAUUAGUAGACUGAAUAUAGCCAAGCACUGUUAAAUAUUUGAUUUGCUGAAGUAACUGUAAUCCAUUUUC